This is a messenger RNA of Austrofundulus limnaeus, 1218 nucleotides long. It is a transcript of the gene zmat2, whose product is annotated as zinc finger, matrin-type 2. Gene Ontology annotation, cellular component: spliceosomal complex; U4/U6 x U5 tri-snRNP complex. The transcript is spliced from 7 exons. The coding region runs from base 251 to 856 and encodes 201 amino acids. Gene Ontology annotation, molecular function: zinc ion binding; nucleic acid binding. NCBI's taxonomy places the organism in Eukaryota, Metazoa, Chordata, Actinopteri, Cyprinodontiformes, Rivulidae. Gene Ontology annotation, biological process: mRNA splicing, via spliceosome. The record is from RefSeq and is a predicted model, not a curated record.
UCACCUGUCUGUAGGUCAACACCUGAGAGCCUCACCUGUCUGCACCUGAACACCUGAGAGCCUCACCUGUCUGCAGGUCAACACCUGAGAGCCUCACCUGUCUGCAGGUCAACAUCUGAGAGCCUCACCUGUCUGCAGGUCAACACCUGAGAGCCUCACCUGGAAGCCCUCCACAGGGGCGCUGUUGUUGUUGUUUACCGUCGCUUCAUUCGAACGAGUCGCAGUCAUUUCCGGUCACAAAGUAAACAAGAUGGCUUCUGGCAGCGGGUCCAGUAAAAACGACUUUCGUAGAAAAUGGGACAAAGACGAGUACGAGAACCUGGCCCAGAAACGUCUGGCGGAGGAGCGGGACCGCGAGAGGCGAGAUGGAAAAGUGGCUCCGCCAGUCAAGAGGGAUCUCCUGCGGCACCGAGACUACAAGGUGGACCUAGAGUCCAAACUGGGGAAGACCAUCGUCAUCACCAAGACCACUCCUCAGGCCGAGAUGGGCGGGUAUUACUGUAACGUGUGCGACUGCGUGGUCAAAGACUCCAUCAACUUCCUGGAUCACAUCAAUGGGAAGAAACAUCAGAGGAACCUGGGCAUGUCGAUGCGUGUGGAGCGUUCAUCUCUGGAUCAGGUGAAGAAGCGUUUCGAGGUGAACAAGAAGAAGCUGGAGGAGAAGCAGAAGGAGUACGACUUCGAGGAGCGCUUGAAGGAGCUGCGRGAGGAGGAGGAGAAGGCCAAGGCCUACAAGAAGGAGAAGCUGAAGGAGCGGAAGCGGCGAGCGGAGGAUGAUGUGGACUUGGAGGAAGACGAGGAGAUGGCGGCGGUGAUGGGCUUCUCUGGUUUCGGCUCGUCUAAGAAGAGUCACUGAGACUCGGGUCUGAAACUGCUGGUCCCUGCAGGACCGUGGACCAGGACCAGGCCUGAUGUUCCGGUCAGGUCUCCUCCGUCCUGGUCCAGACUUGAUUCCAGCUGGGCUCUUAUUUUGACAGUUUUAUUUAUCACUUCCUUCGCUCACAGAAUGAAGAUUCUCUGAGUCCGUCUUUACUUCCUGUCUUCAGAAACAGGAAGUAGUUCUGCACGCUGGAGAACCUGGACCUGGACCCAAAGCUGCAGAACCUCUGUGUCUCAGCAGGGUCUGACGUGAAUCCUGACUUCACCUUAGAAACGUUGUUUUGUUUCAGCGCACGGCAUCAUGGGAAAUUUACCUUUAAUAAACAUUUUAUUUCUCAA